Molecule: messenger RNA, 2463 nt
Organism: Danio aesculapii
Lineage: Eukaryota; Metazoa; Chordata; Actinopteri; Cypriniformes; Danionidae
Gene: syt10
Product: synaptotagmin X
Exons: 7
Coding region: 119-1819 (566 amino acids)
Biological process (GO): regulation of calcium ion-dependent exocytosis; regulation of dopamine secretion; cellular response to calcium ion
Cellular component (GO): membrane
Molecular function (GO): phosphatidylserine binding; calcium-dependent phospholipid binding; clathrin binding
Source: RefSeq, a predicted model, not a curated record
GAUCCAGCGCGCCAAAGAAACUGGUGCGCCUUUGCGCGUAGGAUAUGGACUUGGACGCAUCGCUCUCUCUCCAUUCCCGUACGCAUCAGCUGCACUCAGCAGCUCACAUGGUGCCCCAAUGAACUCUCGCCCUCACGCAUCGUCCAACAUACAAUGGAUUAACAGGAAAGACAUGAAUGUCCGCACAGAGGACGGCAUCAGCCUGUGCCAAAGGGCUCUCCAAAUAGUGACAGAGCUCUGCCUCGCCGGGCACGUCGACCGGGAGAAAUGCGCGGAUAUAUUUCCACUGGAGAGCAACAUACCAGACAUCUCUGUAAGUCUCCUAGCUGUGGUCGUAGGUUUCUGUGGGCUCGCCCUUUUGGUAGUCUCUCUCUUUGUCUUUUGGAAGCUGUGCUGGCCCAUUUGGAGAAGCAAGGCGUUCACGUCCAAUGCUGACAGCUGUCCGCCGGGGGUGCUGCUCGAGGCCCCCCCUGCACCACCUCCGGUGUCUCGUUCUGUUUCUCCUUAUGCUGAGGCAAAGACCAUUGGAGUGGCAGGACGACAGCCAUCGCAAAUCCAGCAUGAGGAUGAGGAGGACAAGAAGUGGAAGGUACCAGAGGUGAAAGUGAACGGCCGCAGCUCGGUUAAGAUCCUAGAGGCGGCCAUGAAGAUCAGCCAGACGUCACCAGACAUCCCUGCUGAGGUGCAGCAGGCUCUGCGGGACCGUCUGAGCAAGCAGGCCAAAAUUCAGCGGCAGACCACUGAACCUACCUCGUCCUCCAGGCACAAUUCUUUCCGCCGACACCUGCCCCGGCAGAUGAAUGUGACCAGUGUGGACUUCACCAUGGACACUCUACCUGUGCGCCAGUCUUCUGCAGUCAGCAUCGGCCGUAUAAAACCUGAACUGUACAAGCAGAAGUCCGUGGACUCUGAAGAGGGUACGAAGGAGCCGGUGGAGACGUGCGGAAAACUGAGCUUUGCUCUAAGCUAUGACUAUGAGGAACAAGCUCUUGUGGUUCGCAUUCUCAAGGCCCUGGAACUGCCCGCCAAAGACUUCACCGGUACCUCAGACCCCUAUGUGAAGAUAUACCUGCUUCCAGAGCGCAAAAAGAAGUUUCAGACACGGGUCCACCGCAAAACCCUCAAUCCCACAUUCGACGAGGAUUUCCGUUUCCCUGUGGAGUACAGCGAGCUGUGUAAUCGCAAGUUGCACUUCAGCGUGUACGACUUUGACCGCUUCACGAGUCAUGAUAUGAUUGGUGAGGUGGUGGUUGAUAACCUGUUUGAGCUGUCUGAUUUAUCACGCGAAGCUGUGGUUUGGAAGGACAUCCUUGCAGCCACUACAGAGAGCGUGGAUCUGGGUGAAAUAAUGUACUCCCUUUGCUAUCUUCCCACGGCUGGACGUAUGACCCUCACAGUCAUCAAAUGUCGCAAUCUAAAAGCCAUGGACAUAACUGGCUAUUCUGAUCCAUAUGUUAAAGUAGCCCUCAUAUGUGAUGGUCGGAGGCUGAAGAAGCGGAAGACGACCACCAAAAAGAACACGCUCAACCCGGUCUAUAACGAGGCCAUCAUUUUCGACAUCCCACCUGAGAAUGUGGAGCAGGUCAGCCUGUCAAUCACGGUGAUGGACUACGACAGAGUUGGACACAAUGAAGUGAUAGGGGUGUGCAGGGCAGGGCCUGAUGCAGAGGGUCUUGGAAGAGACCACUGGAACGAGAUGUUAGCUUAUCCACGCAAGCCCAUCACCCACUGGCAUGCACUAUGUGAGUGGCCAGGAAGAGCAUCCAGUUUUGAGAGUCAAGGAUCAUGUCCAUCUCCAAAACCCCCACAGACCCCUUAACAUCCCGGAACCCACCCAACCCUAACCGCAAAACCCACUGCGUUUGUAUCAUUUAUAGGGUAUAUUUUUCUCUAGCCGUAACUUGUCAGGUUGCAUUUUUAGUAAGGACUAAACAGUACUGGUAUCCCUGCUACAGACACAAUCAAGUACUAAAAUCCUCAAUUUGUCUUAUGUUGUGCUCUACUGGUGCUGAGUUUAUGAGCUCCUAAAACAAUAUUUUUCAGGACGCUUUGUAGUAGACAGUCAAAUGAUAUAAAGCUUCUUUCUGUUUGACAGUAUAAUGACGCCAUGUAAUUUUACAGACACAUGAAAUGACAGUGCUUUUCAUUUCUAGGGAUUGAACGCUUCAAAUACAUAUUCCGGUUUGGUGAAAAUAUUCAGCAAAUUUGAUUGAGGGUUAUGAAAAAGAAGAGGCGUUCAAAGAUGCAAUCAAGAUCUGUUAGAUAUGGCUAAACAUCAAUCACAAUAUCACAUGACCAAAUAGAAAUCAAUAGUAAUGUCAACACGUAUUCCUUUAUUUAUCAAGCCUCUUUUCUCUCUCUUUAUAAAAAGAUGCUUUGUGAGGAUAACGCUCUGUCAGAGCAUGUUUACAGUAUAUAUAAAUCAUAUCCCAUAUACUAAUACCACAUCUACUAAUCAUUCAC